This is a messenger RNA of Anopheles aquasalis, 1589 nucleotides long. Its product is annotated as vitellogenic carboxypeptidase. The record is from RefSeq and is a predicted model, not a curated record. Gene Ontology annotation, molecular function: serine-type carboxypeptidase activity. NCBI's taxonomy places the organism in Eukaryota, Metazoa, Arthropoda, Insecta, Diptera, Culicidae. Gene Ontology annotation, biological process: proteolysis.
UUGAGUGAUCGUCACCAUGAUUCGUCUCGAUUCCGUUCCCAUCUGUGGGCUUUUGAUUUUCCUUCUUGUGUUCAUCGGCAGUGGCCAGUGUUUCUUUCUUAAUCCGUAUCAAAAGUUUUGGCAGCAACCGACGGUGCAUGGCAGUGCUUCGAAACCGGCAUCGAGCGAGCAAAGCGAUCAUGGAUUACCGCUGUUCCUUACGCCGUACAUCGAAGCAGGCAACAUAACGGAGGGCCAACGGGCAGCUCGGGUGCAGCACCGUCGCAUCCGGGGAUUCGAGUCAUACGCUGGCUUCCUCACCGUCGACAAGCGAUACAACUCCAAUCUCUACUUUUGGUUCUUUCCGGCGAAAACGAAUGCGACCACAGCCCCACUGCUACUCUGGCUACAGGGCGGUCCUGGUGCAUCGUCUCUGUUUGGACUGUUUGCGGAAAAUGGGCCGUUCAGUAUAAACAAGGAGCUGGUGGCCGUCCCGCGGAACCAUUCCUGGUACGAAAAUCACAAUCUACUCUACAUCGACAAUCCGGUUGGGACGGGGUUUAGCUUCACGGAGCAGGAGACCGGUUACGCUCGCAACCAGGUGCAGAUUGGCGAGGAGCUGUACACGGCGAUAGUGCAGUUUCUGCAACUGUUUCCUCACCUUCAAAACGUACCGUUCUACAUCACCGGUGAAUCGUACGCCGGCAAGUACGUGCCCGCGCUCGGUUAUACGAUCCACCGGAAAAACACGGAUCCUGCCACACCGCCCGCUCGACGCAUCAAUCUGGCCGGCAUGGCAAUCGGGAAUGGGUACAGCGAUCCCAUUAAUCAGCUCAACUACGGGGAUUAUCUCUACCAGCUGGGACUGAUCGAUGCCAAUGCGCUGGAACGCUUCGAGCAGGACGAACAAACCGUCGCCGAGUGCAUAGCCAAGGGUAACUAUCAGUGUGCCUUCGACGUGAUGGAUGAGCUACUCGAUGGCGACGCUAAUGUCGGCCAAUCGUUCUUCCGUAACGUGAGCGGCUUCGAGCUGUAUUACAACUAUCUGCAUCCAGUAGCCACUGCCGAGGAAAUGUUCCAACAGUUGAAUCUGGUUGCUUUCCUCAAUCUCGACGAAACCCGUCCGGCUUUACACGUCGGCGAUCUGCCGUUCCAUGAUCUGGACACGGACAACAAGGUAGCGCGUUAUCUAGAAGAGGACGUGUUUCAAAGUGUCGCGCCCUGGAUCUCGGAGUUGCUUGAACACGGUUACCGUAUACUCUUUUACAACGGUCAGCUGGAUAUCAUCUGCGCUUAUCCGAUGAUGGUAAACUACCUGCAGAUGCUGCAGUUCAAUGGUGCGCACUACUAUCGCCAGGUACCGAGGGGCAUCCUUACGAUCGACGGCGAAACGGCCGGUUAUUUUAAGCUAGCCUAUGCGUUGACCGAAGUCCUUGUGCGCGAUGCCGGUCAUAUGGUACCGCGCGAUCAGCCCAAGUGGGCCCAUCGAAUCAUCACCAGCUUUACUCAUCCGGUGCACGGAAAACAUAACUUCGAAUCCGGUUUGUAACGUUUUCUGCACAGUACAGUUGCAUGCAUCAUAAAGCAAUAAAUGAAGUUCGAGCCUACGA